CAAAAAACGCGCGCCGCGCACCCCGCGCCAUCGACGCGCCCGCGCCCGCAGAUCUUCGUCAAGACGCUGACGGGCAAGACCAUCACGUUGGACGUCGAGCCGUCGGACACCAUCGACAACGUCAAACAAAAAAUCCAGGACAAGGAGGGCAUCCCGCCGGACCAGCAGCGGUUGAUCUUCGCCGGCAAGCAAUUGGAGGAUGGACGCACGCUCAGCGACUACAACAUCCAGAAGGAGUCCACCCUCCACUUAGUACUGAGACUGAGAGGCGGCGUCCGCGUCCAUUUAUCGUGGAUGACCGCGGGAAACUGGGCUUCAGAUCAUAUCAUGGAGGGUUGUACCGAAGGCAUCAUCCCGGGCACGGGCUACCUCAAGUUUCAAGUGGAUGUCGACCUCAAGAACACGACGCAUGCUGAGCUCAAACAGAUCGCCCUCGACUCGGGAAGUCUCCCGCCCUUACACGAGCCCGUGGGCUUUCACUUUCACGGCAAAAAACUUGUCGAGGAGGGGACGCUGAAGACGUACGGCGUCAAAAGGGGCGACACGAUCUUCGUGGACGUGCGCCGCGAGGCCUUCGACCUGGAGAAGACGGGCCCGCCCGCCUUCGCGGGCUCGGACGACGAGGAUGCUGAUGAUGGCGCGCGCGAGUAG
Pelagomonas calceolata is the source of this 651-nucleotide messenger RNA. NCBI's taxonomy places the organism in Eukaryota, Pelagophyceae, Pelagomonadales, Pelagomonadaceae. The record is from the annotation of a GenBank genome assembly.